This is a messenger RNA of Rubroshorea leprosula, 3957 nucleotides long. The record is from the annotation of a GenBank genome assembly. Lineage: Eukaryota; Viridiplantae; Streptophyta; Magnoliopsida; Malvales; Dipterocarpaceae.
AUCAUCUUUUCUUAGAUCCCAUCGCAGAACCCACGACAGAGUCAACUCGCCCGCUCCGGAGGCAGAAACCGGGGUCGUGUUGCUCCGGGAGAGGAAGAAAAAUGCCUUUAUCCUCUUAUCUUAGUAACGCCCGCCGUGGCGGAGGAUGGAACAAUGCAUUACUCCCCUCAACCACCGGUAAAUCACCAUCGUCUAAGCUCCCCGCCCGGAAACGCAAACGAACGGCUCUCAUCAACUUUUUGUUGACCAACUUCUUCACGAUCGCGCUCUGUCUAUCCCUUCUCUUCUUCAUCCUCACCCUCUUCUACUUCGGUGUGCCCAAGCCGAUUUCCUCCCAACCCAAAUCCCGACCCCCCAAGAAAUUCACCUCCCGGAAGCCUAUUAUUCGGAGACCCACGAAUGAUUCACUCCAACAUGGUGCUGUUGUGGACAUUACUACCAAGGAUUUGUAUGAUAAGAUUGAGUUUCUGGACAAAGAUGGGGGUGCGUGGAAGCAGGGAUGGGAUGUCACCUAUAGAGGGAGCGAGUGGGAUAGUGAGAAGUUGAAGGUGUUUGUGGUGCCUCACUCGCAUAAUGAUCCUGGGUGGAAGCUUACUGUCGAGGAGUAUUAUGAGAAGCAAUCAAGAUUUAUACUUGACACCAUUGUGGAGUCCCUGUCUAAGGAUUCUAGGCGGAAGUUUAUAUGGGAAGAGAUGUCAUAUCUUGAGAGGUGGUGGAGAGAUGCCUCAGAGGAUAAAAGGGAAUCUCUAACCAAUUUGGUGAAAAAUGGCCAGUUAGAAAUUGUCGGAGGUGGUUGGGUAAUGAAUGAUGAGGCCAAUUCACACUAUUUUGCCAUAAUUGAGCAGAUUACAGAGGGCAAUCUAUGGCUGAGUGACACUAUUGGAUAUAUUCCUAAAAAUUCUUGGGCAAUAGAUCCUUUUGGCUACUCACCUACCAUGGCUUAUCUUCUCCGUCGUAUGGGAUUUGAGAAUAUGCUUAUUCAGAGGACCCAUUAUGAGCUGAAGAAGGAACUUGCUUGGCAUAAAAAUUUGGAAUACAUUUGGCGGCAGAGCUGGGAUGCUGAAGAAACUACUGAUAUUUUUGUCCACAUGAUGCCAUUCUAUUCAUAUGAUAUCCCACAUACCUGUGGUCCAGAGCCUGCUAUUUGUUGUCAGUUUGACUUUGCUCGGGUGCAUGGCUUUACAUAUGAACUCUGCCCAUGGGGUCAACAUCCUGUUGAAACUACCCAGGAAAAUGUCAAGGAGAGGGCACUGAAACUACUAGAUCAGUAUAGGAAAAAAUCAACACUAUAUCGGACAAAUACACUUAUUGUACCUCUUGGGGAUGAUUUCCGCUACAUCAGCAUUGAUGAAGCAGAAGCCCAGUUCAGGAAUUAUCAAUUGAUAUUUGAUUAUAUCAAUUCAAGCCCAAGCUUAAAUGCAGAGGCAAAGUUCGGUACUUUGGAUGACUACUUCAGAGCCCUUCGGGAGGAGACUGAGAGAAUAAACUAUUCACGUCCUGGUGAGGUUGGCUCUGUUCAGGUUGGAGGUUUUCCUUCUCUGUCAGGUGACUUCUUUACUUAUGCUGACAGGCAACAGGAUUACUGGAGUGGCUAUUAUGUGUCAAGGCCUUUCUUCAAAGGUGUUGAUCGUGUGCUAGAGCAAACUCUUCGUGCAUCAGAAAUGUUAAUGGCUUUGUUGCUUGGUUAUUGUCAGAGAGCACAAUGUGAAAAGUUGCCCACAGGAUUCGCCUACAAGUUGACAGCUGCAAGGAGGAAUUUAGCUCUUUUCCAACAUCACGAUGGGGUGACUGGUACUGCUAAGGAUCAUGUUGUUCGAGACUAUGGAACUCGGAUGCACACUUCUCUACAGGACCUGCAGAUUUUCAUGUCUAAAGCUAUUGAGGUACUGCUUGGAAUUCGUCAUGAAAAGUCAGAUCAGAGCCCAGCUCAGUUCGAACCAGAGCAGCUUAGAUCUAAAUAUGAUGCUCAGCCACUGCAUAGAACAGUCAAUGCUCGUGAAGGAACUGCACAAUCUGUGGUCCUUUUUAAUCCUUUAGAGCAAAUGAGAGAAGAGGUUGUCAUGGUUAUUGUUAACAGGACAGAUGUUACUGUUCUUGACUCAAAUUGGACUUGUGUUCAAAGCCAGGUUUCUCCUGAAGUGCAGCAUGAUAAAAGCAAGAUUUUUACGGGCAGGCAUCGUAUCCACUGGAAAGCUUCUGUCCCUGCCAUGGGCUUGCAGACAUAUUAUAUUGCACAUGGGUUUGUUGGAUGUGAGAAGGCCAAACCAGUGAAACUCAAAUUCUUCUCAAAUUCCGGCUCAAUUCCCUGCCCAACGCCAUAUGCUUGCUCAAAAUUAGAAGGUGAUGUUGCUGAAAUCCGGAAUCAACAUCAAAUUCUCACCUUCAGUCUCAAGCAUGGGUUAUUGCAGAAAAUAAGCCAUAAAAGCAGUCUUGAAAAUACUGUGGGUGAAGAAAUAGGUAUGUACUCUACUUCAGGAAGUGGAGCCUAUCUAUUCAAACCCAGUGGUGAGGCUCAGCCAAUCAUUGAAUCUAGUGGGCAUAUUGUGAUCUCUGAGGGCCCCUUGAUGCAGGAGGUAUACUCGUAUCCAGGGACAGCAUGGGAGGAAACACCUAUCUCUCAUAGUACUCGUAUUUACAAUGGAGGGAAUACCAUACAGGAGUUUGUGAUUGAGAAGGAAUAUCAUGUUGAGCUUAUUGGCCAGAAUUUUAAUGACAGGGAACUGAUUGUUAGAUUCAAGACAGACAUUGAUAAUAGCAGAAUUUUCUACUCUGAUUUGAAUGGUUUUCAGAUGAGCAGAAGAGAAACAUAUGAUAAGAUCCCAUUGCAGGGAAAUUACUACCCUAUGCCCUCUUUAGCAUUCAUGCAAGGGUCAAAUGGCAGGCGGUUUUCUGUUCAUUCCCGACAGUCAUUGGGUGCUGCAAGCCUUAAAGAUGGGUGGCUAGAAAUCAUGCUUGAUCGUCGUCUGGUAAGCGAUGAUGGACGUGGCCUUGGGCAAGGAGUAAUGGACAAUCGUGUGAUGAAUGUAGUUUUUCACAUCUUGGUGGAAUCAAACGUAUCUUCCACUUCAAAUCCAGUUUCUAACUCACCUCCCCCAAGUCCCUCUCUUUUAUCCCAUUGUGUUGGUGCUCAUUUGAACUAUCCAUUACAUGCAUUCAUUGCCAAGAAACCGCAGGAAGUAUCUGUCCAGCCACCCCCCAGAUCCUUCUCUCCUCUGGCUGCUUCCUUACCAUGUGAUCUGCAUAUUGUGAAUUUCAAAGUUCCACGGCCAUCAAAGUAUUCUCAGCAGCAGCUUGAAGAUCCUAGGUUUGUUCUAAUCUUGCAUAGGCGACAUUGGGAUGCUUCUUACUGUCGCAAGGCCAAAUCACGGUGCACAACUCUUGCUGAUGAGCCUGUAAAUCUCUUCAACAUGUUUAAGGGUCUUGCGGUACUGAAUGUGAGAGCUACUUCCUUAAAUCUUCUCCAUGAAGACACAGAGAUGCUAGGGUAUGCCGAGCAGUUUGGAGAUAUUGCCCAGGAGGGACUUGUUAUGAUCCCUCCCAUGGAAAUACAGGCGUACAAGUUGGAAUUGCGGCCACACUAGUAAAUCCUAAGUUCUUCUGGUUUGAUUACAUUUUUACCUACUGAUGCUUGAGGAGCUUGUAGCAAAACAGACCGUUGAGUGUUUCACAGUUUUGCCAUAUAAAGAAUUAGACUUAAUUGACUUUGUGCUGCCAUCUCACGAAAUCUCUCCGGCCAAGUUGGGCACUUGGGUGUAGCAUGGUUGAUGCAAGUGGCAUUGCAGAAAUGGAAUCGUCAACGGGUAGAACAAUUAAAAGAAUAUUGGGACACUAAUUUGUGUACAAUCAAUAUAUGCAUAAUGAAUUUUACCUCACUUUUAGUCCGAAAAGAAAAACAAUAUAUGUUACAUGUUGAAUGAGAACUUCUGUAUAUUGUUUGAAUGAAAAGAUUAUCAUGCA